Lineus longissimus is the source of this 5144-nucleotide messenger RNA. Its product is annotated as heterogeneous nuclear ribonucleoprotein K homolog. The coding region runs from base 290 to 1879 and encodes 529 amino acids. Gene Ontology annotation, biological process: regulation of gene expression. The record is from RefSeq and is a predicted model, not a curated record. The transcript is spliced from 16 exons. NCBI's taxonomy places the organism in Eukaryota, Metazoa, Nemertea, Pilidiophora, Heteronemertea, Lineidae. Gene Ontology annotation, cellular component: nucleus; cytoplasm. Gene Ontology annotation, molecular function: mRNA binding.
GCCAUAUUGAUUCGUCGAAGAAAUCCCCGAAUUUCGCCCUGUCCUGCACAAAAACUAUCGGUAUACCUUCUAAUCUACUAAUAUUCUAAUAUAUCGAAUGGUAGAAAGACUAGACAUUGUCAUUUCAACCCUGUACACCAAGUUGAAAUUUACACUGAUUUUACAGCCAAGGCUCCUGCCUCAGGUAUAAAGCUCUCCGACGAUCCCCGUUGAGAAGAUUGGUUCACAACGCCGUACUCACCCCUGUAUCCCAUCACAUCCAGUAUUACAUUGAGGCUUAUCACACACAAUGGCGGAUGAGCAGAGUUUUGACAAUAGCAACGGAAACCAGGACGAUGGAACCCAAGGUUAUGGUGGCCAACAGUCUUGGGACUUUCAGGGUCAGAAACGCAAGCGAGAGGGUGACGACUAUGGUACCGACUCCAAGCGAAGAAAUGACGACAGCGAGGAAAAGAUUCCCGACUCGACCAAAUAUGAGUUGCGGAUAUUACUCCAGACGAAGAAUGCUGGUGCUGUGAUCGGGAAGGGUGGGGAGAACAUCGCCAAUCUGAGAUCUAAGUAUCAUGCCGGUAUCUAUGUUCCCGAUUGCAAAGGCUCUGAACGAAUCCUCACUAUCCAGUGUGGCUACGUUCAGGCACUUGAGUGUUUGAAUGAGAUCAUACCAUGCCUUGAAGAUUACCAAAAAUUCAAGGGCCAGGAGUCGUUUGACUGUGAACUGCGUAUGCUCGUGCCUCAGACGCAGAUUGGCUGUGUGAUAGGAAAGAAGGGCUUCACUAUCAAAUUGCUGCGCGAAGAGACGAAAACGAAGAUCCGCGUUUACCCAGAAUGCUGUCCACACUCGACCGAUCGUGUUGUGUCCAUCUUUGGCGAGCGGAGUUUGGUGAUAACGUGUCUCAGGCGGAUCAUUUACAAGAUAUUAGAGCAACCUCCCAGUCGUGGUCCCCAUGAUCUUUACGACCCCAGGAAAGUUAAUCCAGAAAUUGAUUACGUCAAUUAUGAAGAAUAUGGCGGUUACAUGCCCGAUAGGCGUGGCAGCGGAGGCGGUGGACGCGGUGGUGGCGGAGGUGGUUAUGGUGGCGACAUGGGCGGUGGUUUCGACGGAGGAUGGGGAGGCGGCCGACGAGGCGGACAUGGACACCGAGAUCUGGGAGGACGUGAUGGCGGACGUGGCCGUCGUGAUAUGGGCGGACACCAGGGCCAUGGAGGACACCAUGGGCCGGGAGGUCCACGGGGUCACGGUGGAAGCAGAGGUGGUGGAGGUGGCCCACGAGGCAGUGCUGGCAACCAGAAUUUUGGCAUAAGGAAUGAUUUUGAUAUGAGUUUCAACCAACAAGGACCAAGCAUGGUUGGGCACGGCAUGAGAAACAUGUCUGGUCCAAACAUGGGCCCAAACAACAUGGGCCCAAAUAACAUGGGCCCGAAUAACAUGGACGGCAACAUAGGUGGUGGUGGCAUGAACCAGAUGAGUGGAAACAUGAAUAACCAGAUGGGAAGUGGCAACAUGAGCGGUGGAUUGACUAGCCUUAUGUCGCAAUCAAACUUCACCCAGGAUACCAUGAGUGGAUGUGGUAACCAGGGCAUGCUGUUCGGCCAGAAUCAGAUGAACCAAGGCAAUUCCAAUAACCCUCCUGGUGCACAAACACAGCGUGUCAGCAUCCCAAAACAUCUGGCAGGUGCAAUUAUUGGCCGUGGUGGCAGUCGAAUCCAAGCUGUACGAGUCCAGUCCAAGGCCUGCAUCACGAUCGACGAGGCGCCAUCUGGCAGCACAGAUCGUAUCAUAACCAUCCAAGGAAGCCCACAGGAGAUUGAGAACGCCCAGUAUCUCCUGCAGAAAUGCGUCCACGAAAACACCGCUGACCACGACCACCACGACUUCUAGAGCGAAGAUGACCAUUCCGGGGUGUGUGUAGGCUACCAGGAACCAAAAUUGUUGGACAUAGCUCAGGACUGGGCUCCUGGAACAUGUUAUCUUAUUUCAAAUUCUGUAUAACUUCUCUUGACUCUGAUGGGUGAGAAAACAACUAGAGAACUGUUUUGAUUUCCUUCUUUGUCUAAACCUUUGAGGGCUUGGGUAUCUUUGAGAGAUUAGUGAUUAAGUGUAUGUUGAUUGUGGACCAUUUCGUCAAUCCUACUGCUUAUUUGAAACUGCUUGUGUUUGUUUCAGUUGGAAAACAUUUAUUCUUUUUAUGUAUGAUGAUGCUAAAGAUGCAUUUUUCCGGAAAAAAAGAAUUUGAAAAUAUCAAAUUUGUCAAACGGUGUGGGAAAAUCCAUGAAAUAUCUUUCAGGAAUGUUUUUCUUUUUAUGUAAUUUUAAUAGAAGUAUAAAGCCCUAAAAAACUAUUUAAAUGUUGUGCACUGGCAUAGUGUGUGUGUCUUACCCAUCAGGUCAAGGGAUUUUGUUUUUCAUGUGCAUUAUAAUUAAAUGUUUGUGGAUAUGUAGAGGUACGAGAUCUUGCCAGGGCGCAUUUCUCCGUUGAAUUUGAUGGCAUGAUUUUAUCGUCUUCGUCAAUAUGAAUAAAGUAUAUAUACGGAAGAGUUGUUAUUUUAUGAAAGACUAGGUAACGAAUGCACUGAUGUUGAUGAACACAUUUUAACUGCAGAAAACAUUUAUCAGAAAUACACAAAAAGGCCGGCCUGAUAGUGCCGGCGUGUUUGUUUUUGGUAAAAGUUUGUAUUUUUGGGAUGAGAUUGCUUGAUAUUGGCUCCAGUUGUAUGCCACUAUUUUGACAGAUAGCCGCUGGGGGAUUUUCUGUUCAAAGUUUGCGUUGGCUGAGGACUUGGGUUGCCUUACGGUGUAUCACUUCAAUGAGUGCCUGACUCUAAACAAGAGAGGCUCCAUGCUUCCUCAAUUUAAUAUCCGUGGAAGCAUGGACUCUCUGCUACAGAAAUGUAAUGGGAUGUAAAACUGUGGUCAAUAUCGGUAGUAUUCUCCCGAUGUAAGUUUAACAUUGUGUGAUAAACAUUUCAUUGAACUAUGUGCAGUUAGUGUCCCCACCCAGGUACCUGGAGUGUAAUGUGAGUUGAUUGAUUUUCAUUCACAUUUCCGCCCCUCGUUGUUAUUACCAAAUCUGUUCCCUGUUCUUUCCCUGUAUCCCACAAGUUGCAGGUUCGACAUUUGUUAACGGUACCCCUAAACCUGUUUGUCAUCGACAAAAGGGGACGCUUACUGCACAAGUUUUGGAGAACUGUUUUCACUUGUUUUAUUAAAAACUUGUUGAAAUGGUCUUUCUUAUCUGUUGUGUCUCGGUAUCCUCUUGACUUCAUGUUAAGGUGUCUCGAUCCGAUCUCUUUUCUUGUAGAAAAGUUCACCUGUCGCUUUCUUUCAUCUAACUCGGAAGCGAGAUAAGAAUAUGGGUUAGUACACUUAGCGCUUAGGACUGGCGACAACUUCUGUUGCCAUGUGCAGGAUAAAAAAAUUUCCGCAGAAUUUUGCAAAGGGUCGAAAAAGAUUUUCUCAUUGAUAAAAAAAACUGAAUUGAUCCAAAUUGUUCAUAACAAAGUGCCGUAAUAAUAUGGUCAGUUUUUAGCAAACAGAUGAGAUUUUCAAUUGCAUUCUCGUCUAAAAUGCACCAAACCGGUUAGUUCCUUCAUAUAGUGUCCUUAAAAUGUCAAAAAUCAGGGAAUGACCCGUGAAAUUUAUUUUAAUUUAUUUUUUACUCCCAUUUGUACCUUAUCCAGUAAAAAUUACUAUAAAAUGAUCCAAUUGCAUUCCUUGGGAUUAGGUAGUCCUAAAUCUUUGUUAUCUUCUCAAACGUCUGUUCACAGCAGUAUUGAUUUCAACUCUGCUUGAUCUAUUUUAUCUGUAACUGUGUGUACAUGCAUGCUCCUAUAGUUUGAUUCUUUACAACUUGGCACACUUUCUGGACAAAGCUGUAAAGCCAGAUGUACUCACGAGUUGGAUCAUCUUGUCAUGAAUCAGACAACUACAAAGCUAUGGUACUGGUAAAUUGUCUAUGUUUUCAUCAACAAAAUAUUGUUUUCAAUCAGCAGAGCACUUGAAUUGGUUAAAAGUUCUUGCAAAAAUAGUGUGUGAAGUCUACACUAAUGUUUUUUUACAAUGAAUUUGGGGAUGGGGUUAUUUUUGGAAAGUCUGAAACUUCGCUUCGGAUGGUGAAAAAAGAAAUUUUGCCGCACAACUGCCAAAAUCAAAAUUGAUUUCGGCGAAAGUUAUCCGUAGGAACAUUUAAUUGUACCCGUCUUCCUUUCUUUGGUGAUUCGUUGCAAUUAUUCGUUUAACUGCCAAAUCGAGUAGGCCCUGCUAAGUUUAACGGUUGAUUAUAGUGUAAUACAUGGCCCUAUAUUUUUACACCCCGAGCAUAAUUCACCUAGAUCAUUUUAUCUGUAGAGUAUUGAUUUAUAUGUUAACACGUGCGUUCUGAUUUUAAUCGUAGACUACGUUGAGUAUCCUUGUAGAGUAAUCAUGCAUGUUUCAUAUCAUUAAGAUUGUCUCCAAGAGAUUUUUCAUUUGUCAUAGUAUCAUAAAAACUCUUGUUGUUGAAGUUUCAGUCUGGUACUAAUAACUGUCUUCUAUAAACUCGUUCAUGAAAUUCUAAUCACAAUACUUUCCUUUAUUGCGAUAAUUUCUGGCAUUAUUUUUUCUAACGUUCUCGAUUUAUUGGUUGGAACAAUCCAAAACAUCCAAAAUCAGUUUAAUAGCCGAGACGCAUUAAAAAGGUGAGUUUUUCAUGAAAGUGAACCUUUAAUUUUGAAAUAGAGUCAUUCUUUUGGAGAAUAUAUUAAUCAGAUUUCACUUCGACAUUUGUUAUAAGAACCAUCUACAUGUAUAUGACUGGUCAGUUUCUCCACCUUGGAAAAAUCCUCUAUUCUAGCAAGUGUCUCUCAAUUUCCUUCAAAAUUGACUUAUUCGAAUGUUUUUGUUUUCUUUUUGUAUUAGUACAUUUAAUGAUAUGCUACAUAUUCUGACCUUAUGCAUUCAUUACAGCAAAAGUCAUCAACAACACUUUUUCUCCAGGCAUCUAAUGCCUGCCACAUGAAAUCUAAAAAUCAUAAUUUUUUGGAUUUCUUGCUUUAAUAGAAGCUGUGUCAUUGAAUUGUUAUCACAUUGGUGGAGGACUGGCCUAAAAGGAAUAUAAUAUGUUACCAUUGUAGAUCAGAGAAUGUUAAUAAAUUUGAUUUGUACUUUAA